Lepus europaeus (European hare) is the source of this 972-nucleotide messenger RNA. RefSeq names its product calcium voltage-gated channel auxiliary subunit gamma 2 (gene CACNG2). The record is from RefSeq and is a predicted model, not a curated record. The transcript has 4 exons. Gene Ontology annotation, cellular component: AMPA glutamate receptor complex; voltage-gated calcium channel complex; postsynaptic density membrane. Bases 1 to 972 code for a protein of 323 amino acids. Gene Ontology annotation, molecular function: voltage-gated calcium channel activity; channel regulator activity. Gene Ontology annotation, biological process: positive regulation of synaptic transmission, glutamatergic; transmission of nerve impulse; neurotransmitter receptor internalization. Lineage: Eukaryota; Metazoa; Chordata; Mammalia; Lagomorpha; Leporidae.
AUGGGGCUGUUUGAUCGAGGUGUUCAGAUGCUUUUAACCACGGUUGGUGCUUUCGCUGCCUUCAGCCUGAUGACCAUAGCCGUGGGGACCGACUAUUGGCUCUACUCCAGAGGGGUUUGCAAGACAAAAAGUGUCAGUGAGAAUGAAACCAGUAAGAAGAACGAGGAAGUGAUGACCCAUUCUGGACUGUGGAGGACCUGCUGCCUGGAAGGGAACUUCAAAGGUCUAUGCAAGCAAAUCGACCACUUCCCCGAGGACGCAGAUUACGAAGCGGACACGGCCGAGUAUUUCCUCCGGGCGGUGCGGGCCUCGAGCGUCUUCCCAAUCCUGAGCGUGAUCCUGCUCUUCAUGGGCGGCCUGUGCGUGGCGGCCAGCGAGUUCUACAAGACGCGGCACAACAUCAUCCUGAGUGCCGGCAUCUUCUUCGUCUCCGCAGGGCUGAGCAACAUCAUUGGCAUCAUCGUGUACAUAUCCGCCAACGCCGGGGACCCCUCCAAGAGCGACUCGAAGAAGAACAGCUACUCGUACGGCUGGUCCUUCUACUUCGGGGCCCUGUCUUUCAUCAUCGCCGAGAUGGUCGGGGUGCUGGCCGUGCAUAUGUUUAUCGACCGGCACAAACAGCUGCGGGCCACGGCCCGCGCCACGGACUACCUCCAGGCCUCGGCCAUCACCCGCAUCCCCAGCUACCGCUACCGCUACCAGCGCCGCAGCCGCUCCAGCUCGCGCUCCACCGAGCCCUCGCACUCCAGGGACGCCUCGCCCGUGGGCAUCAAGGGCUUCAACACCCUGCCGUCCACGGAGAUCUCCAUGUACACGCUGAGCAGGGACCCCCUGAAGGCCGCCACCACGCCCACCGCCACCUACAACUCCGACAGGGACAACAGCUUCCUCCAGGUCCACAACUGUAUCCAGAAAGAGAACAAGGACUCGCUGCACUCCAACGCGGCCAACCGCCGGACCACCCCCGUGUGA